UAGAAGAUGAAAUAUUUUUUUGUGAAUAAUGAAUUAAUGGAUUAAUUCGUAAUGGAUUUUAUUGCAUGUUUCCAAAAUAGAUAUUUUUUUGAAAAAAAAUAUUAAAAUAAUCUUCUAGAAAAGUAUAAUACGAGUCAGAGAAUUUUAUGUGUCACACUAAGAAAAAUUCCUUCUUAUCCAGUACAAAACGAAAAUGCAACAUAUGAAAUUCUACAUGGUAAAUCGUUGGCUUUUGGUAAGCAUUCCUUAAGAUGCAAAGUGAGGUGACGGUACUUCUAGUCUGACCGAUGGCGAAGGAACCUCUCGACCCACUCUAACAACCUUAACAGUAAUAUUAGUAACCCUUUCUGGUGGCUGGUCCAUUUUCUAUCUCUUUAGCACAACAGGUUGAGGGUCCACUGCAUGCUCUAACCGCACGCCAUGACGCACAAGCGGCCGCGCAAGUUCCACUGCGCGAGCUGCGACAAGAAGUUCGUCAGCAGCAACGACCUGCGCAAACAUGUGCGCACUCACACAGACGAGCGCCCGUACGUCUGCCACGACUGCGGCCAGGGUUUCCGGCAGGCCGGCUCUCUGAAGAACCACAUCGCGUGCAAGCACUCGCCGUGCAAAAACGCCUUCGUGUGCGACUACUGCAAGAAAGCGUUUCCGAUCAAGGACAGGCUCAAGCUGCAUCUGCGCACGCAUACGGGUGACAGGCCCUACGAGUGCACCGAAUGCGGGAAGCGGUUUGCGCGGGGUGGCCAGCUGAUCCAGCACAUGCGCACUCACACGGGCUCCAAGCCGUACAUCUGCCAUGUUUGUAAUUCUUCGUUCACGUGCUGCGCGAACUUGAAGCUCCACAUGAACCGGCACCUGGAGAUCCGCGACUUCGUCUGCGACAUUUGCGGCAAGCGGUUCUUCAGGCGAGACGCGCUGCGCAAGCACUUGAACUGCUACCACGGCAACAUCAAGGCCUUCCAUUGCCAUAUCUGCAACAAGGAGCUCAAGGGGCAUCUGCCGCAGCACAUGCGCAUUCACAGGCAGGACAAGCCGCACGGCUGCGCGCAUUGCGGCGCGCGGUUCACGCAGCGCUCGCAGCUCACCGUGCACCAGCGCACACACAGCGGGGAGAAGCCUUACCGCUGCCAGAUCUGCUGGAAGGCGUUCGCGCACAGCACCGCGCUUAGACUGCACACGCGCAGACACACGGGCGAAAAGCCAUUCGUCUGCGUCCUGUGCGAGGCCUCGUUCACACAACUGCCGCACCUCAAGAAGCACAUGCUGACGAUCCACAAGAGCAGCAAGCCGUACGUGUGCAAGCACUGCAAGUCCUUCCACCGAACGAAGACGGAUAUGGAGACGCAUUACGCGUUCUGCGAGGCUCUGCAAGACAAACCGAAAAAGGCGACCGCGGCCUCCGAUCUAGGCAUGCCCGUGGAGAAGAUGCGCUACCUGCUGGCGAUUCUCUUGAAGAAGAUCUCGUCGCCGGAUCGUUUGAGCGAGCUCGGCUUCAACAAGAGACUGAUCGACGACGUUCUAGUUAAUUCUAUCGAGAGUUCGGGCCGGGAACCCUGCAGGGAUUCGGAUUUGCCCGUGGCGGAGAAGCUCAAAAGGAACGUCAAGAUCCUGUUGGAGUGGACCGUUCCGAAAAUGUACAUGGAGAAGUUCGAGAAGGAACGCAGGUCCACCGAGGAGCUUCUGAAGGAGUUGACGUCCUAGAGGAUUGCGCAAAGAUAGUUUAUGAAAGUGGCCAUAUUGAGACGCUGGAUCAUACCAAAUAUAUCGAAAGUGUUCAGAAUAGUCUUUAUUUAAUUAUAUAGUAAUCUAAUUGUGUGCAUUUAGUUUGAAAAUUAAUUAAUUUACUCGAAAACUCAUGUCUGAUUACCAAAGAAUUCGUCACAAAAUUAUAUGUUAAGCGUUAUAUUAAGAGUUUAUUUAAUGUUGUUUGCUUUACUACGAUUUAUUUGCAAUUAAACGUGAUGUAAUCGAAAC
Messenger RNA from Leptinotarsa decemlineata (Colorado potato beetle), 1974 nucleotides. RefSeq lists its product as uncharacterized. Gene Ontology annotation, cellular component: nucleus. Gene Ontology annotation, biological process: regulation of gene expression. NCBI's taxonomy places the organism in Eukaryota, Metazoa, Arthropoda, Insecta, Coleoptera, Chrysomelidae. The record is from RefSeq and is a predicted model, not a curated record.